Messenger RNA from Anguilla anguilla (European eel), 2503 nucleotides. RefSeq names its product F-box protein 32 (gene fbxo32). Gene Ontology annotation, cellular component: SCF ubiquitin ligase complex; cytoplasm; nucleus. Gene Ontology annotation, molecular function: protein binding. Lineage: Eukaryota; Metazoa; Chordata; Actinopteri; Anguilliformes; Anguillidae. The record is from RefSeq and is a predicted model, not a curated record. Gene Ontology annotation, biological process: protein ubiquitination. The transcript has 9 exons. Bases 150 to 1214 code for a protein of 354 amino acids.
AGCGCACUAGAGAAGUCAUCAAACGCACACCAGGAAAAGAGAGCAAAAAGAUCAAAAUAAAGAUAUUUCAUAAGUAGUGCGCAGUGCAGACAUUAAAAACUAUCUAUUGUUAUUCUUCUUUGCUGUUUUGUUCCGGAUAAUUUUCGAAAAUGCCAUUUCUUGGACAAGACUGGAGAUCGCCUGGGCAGAGCUGGGUAAAAACAGAGGAAGGCUGGAAAAAAUUUUCAGACGACAAGAAUAACAAUGUCACUGAAUUGAAAAGCUACUGCAAAGAAGAGGAGUUCUACAAAGAAAAUCUGCUGCUUUCCAUGGGUUAUGACAUGGCCGCUAAGAAGCGCAAGAAGGACCUUCUGAACAACAACACAAAGAUUCCUUACUUCCACAAAGACAAAUGGAUAUACGUCCACAAAGCAAGCACCAAAGAGCGCCAUGGAUAUUGUACGCUAGGGGAGGCCUUCAACAGACUGGACUUCUCCAGCGCCAUCAUGGACACCAGAAGAUUCAAUUACGUUGUGAGGCUACUGGAGCUGAUAGCCAAAUCCCAACUGCCGUCGCUGAGUGGAGUGGCACAGAAGAACUACAUGAACAUUCUGGAAAAAGUUGUGCAGAAAGUGCUGGAGAACCAGCAGAACGUGCGGCCCAUUAAGGAGCUCCUGCAGACGCUGUACGUGUCCCUCUGCAGCCUGGUGCAGGACAUGGGCAAGUCCGUGCUGGUGGGCAACAUCAACAUCUGGGUGUACCGCAUGGAGAGCAUCCUGCAGUGGCAGCAGCAGCUGGACAACAUCCAGAUCAACAGGCCCACCACCAAGGGAAUGACGCUGACGGACCUGCCCGCAUGCCUGCAGCUGAACAUUAUGCAGAGGCUGUCGGACGGGCGGGACCUGGUCAGCCUGGGCCAGGUGUCUCCCGACCUCAAUGCCCUCACUGAAGACCGCCUGCUGUGGAAGAGGCUGUGCCAGUAUCACUUCACUGAGAGACAGAUCCGGAAGCGCGUGAUACUGUCAGACAAGGGCCAUCUGGAGUGGAAGAGAAUGUAUUUCAAGCUCUGCCGGUGUUACCCCCGCAAGGAGCAGUACAGCGACACCCUGCAGUUCUGCACACACUGCCACAUCCUCUUCUGGAAGGACACAAACCAUCCCUGCACAGCCAACAACGCAGAGAGCUGCUGUAUGCCUGUGUCUCCACAGGGCUUCAUCAACCUCUUCAAGUACUGAUGGGCCCUCAGGCACUGCCUUGUACAUAGUGUUCAUAGUGCAAUGGAUUCCUGGAUGUCUUGAGAUGGGUUGGGGGGACUGAAACGUGUAAAUUUGUUGGGGGUGUUGGGGGUUCAGGGUUUUUUUUUGGCUUGAGAGAAAAUGAAUGUAUUGCAGAUGGUCAGAGUAUAUUGUGACAGAUUAUGGAUAUCAAAACUGGAGACAUUGAGGCAUUCUAUCAAAAUCUGGUAGCCAAAAGCAUUUUAAAAAAACAUAGCCGCAAUGAAAAUUGUAUAAUUUAAAAGAGUUAGUUACUACAUGUCCUUGUACGUUGGACAACUGUGCUGAAAAUACAGAAAAUGUUUGGUUUUUUUGGUCUGAAAAGAUAUUUUCAGUUGAGUGAAUAUCGAGAAAACUAACACUGAAAGUAACUUGAAUAUUUACUUUUUGAAGGUAGAACAAGACUGAAAACUGAAAGUACCUGAUGUGAACUUUUUUUGUGAACUGGUUUUUAUAAGUCAAGAUUGUCUAAUUAGGCUUGUGGGAUCUCUGAGCUGAUUUUUGGAAUAAGUUUUAGGAUGCCCUCUGCCUCUACUUGAAUGUCUUCUAGUUUUGACCUGGUAAGAGACUUAAAUUCUCUUAACUAUUGAGACAUGGCUAAAGGCUAUGUGCAUGAUAUGAAAAAUGAUGGACUAGGUACUGUACAUGUCACCAGAAUGACUGGUAUCGUAUGAUACUUUUUUUAAAGUACAUUUACAUUUUUCACUUUUAUACAUUUGAUAAUGUUUUCUUUUUUCCAAAGGAUAUUGUGUAACUGUGUUUUUGUUUUCCGAAAGGUGCAAUGUAAUAUUUUAUUUUACUGUAAUCAAAAGCUUCACCAAAGCAGUGUGUACUCUGCCUUCAAAAAUGCUAAUUAGACACAUAUGUAAGCAUUGUGUAUUCCUUGUGCAGACCAUUUGUUAGCCUGAAAUGACAUGUUUUGGGUUAUAGUAUUACAGUUUUGGGAAAUGUGUGUUCAGUAAUAAGAAAGAAUUAUUCACGGUUUGGAAGAAUGUUAUAAACCUGUUUUCUACUGGCACUUGCAUGAAGCAAAAAUUUCCAAAAUAUUAGAGGUUUUUUUAUUUUUUUGUUUUAUAGUUUCAUAUUCAUUUUGUUUUCUGACUCAUGGAUGAGGCACAAGAGGGAUGGCCUGUAGUGGGCCUUUUAGCAUGCUCAAAACACCUUUUUUUGCACCACAUAAACAAUGUGCUGUAAGUGAGGUACCACACGAUGGCCUCGCGUUUCAUUGGAUAAAUAAACAACCAAUCAUA